Molecule: messenger RNA, 1752 nt
Organism: Macaca mulatta (Rhesus monkey)
Lineage: Eukaryota; Metazoa; Chordata; Mammalia; Primates; Cercopithecidae
Gene: RNPS1
Product: RNA binding protein with serine rich domain 1
Biological process (GO): mRNA splicing, via spliceosome
Cellular component (GO): ASAP complex; cytoplasm; nucleoplasm
Molecular function (GO): RNA binding
Source: RefSeq, a predicted model, not a curated record
AGCGGCGCCGGCCUCGGAGGCUGAGGAAAGCAGGAGGAGGUGGUGGCGGCGGGAAGAUGGCUCCUUCACCCACCAAACGCAAGGACCGCUCAGAUGAGAAGUCCAAGGAUCGCUCAAAAGAUAAAGGGGCCACCAAGGAGUCAAGUGAGAAGGAUCGCGGCAGGGACAAAACCCGAAAGAGGCGCAGUGCUUCCAGUGGUAGCAGCAGUACCAGAUCUCGGUCCAGCUCGACUUCCAGCUCAGGCUCCAGCACCAGCACUGGCUCAAGCAGUGGCUCCAGCUCUUCCUCAGCAUCCAGCCGCUCAGGAAGCUCCAGCACCUCCCGCAGCUCCAGCUCCAGCAGCUCUUCCGGCUCUCCAAGUCCUUCUCGGCGCAGACACGACAACAGGAGGCGCUCCCGCUCCAAAUCCAAACCACCUAAAAGAGAUGAAAAGGAGAGGAAAAGGCGGAGCCCAUCUCCUAAGCCCACCAAAGUGCAUAUUGGGAGACUCACCAGGAAUGUGACAAAGGAUCACAUCAUGGAGAUAUUUUCCACCUAUGGGAAAAUUAAAAUGAUUGACAUGCCCGUGGAAAGGAUGCAUCCCCAUCUGUCCAAAGGCUAUGCAUACGUAGAGUUUGAGAAUCCAGAUGAAGCUGAGAAGGCGCUGAAGCACAUGGAUGGAGGACAAAUCGAUGGCCAGGAGAUCACUGCCACUGCCGUGCUGGCCCCCUGGCCUAGGCCACCACCCAGGAGAUUUAGCCCUCCCAGGAGAAUGUUGCCACCACCGCCCAUGUGGCGCAGGUCUCCGCCACGGAUGAGGAGAAGGUCCCGCUCUCCGAGGCGCAGGUCCCCUGUGCGCCGGAGAUCACGCUCCCCGGGACGCCGCCGCCACAGGAGCCGCUCCAGCUCCAACUCCUCCCGAUAAACAGGCCACUGAAGCUCUCGCCCCUGUAACUUAUACCCCACCCCGCUCAGUUUUGUCACUUUUCUAGCCAAAGGAAGAUCAGUAGGAAAGCAAACCCUUCACUCGGGCAGAAUUUGCAGGCAGCAGUCAGCACCCCUCUGCCGGCCGGGCUCUGGCUGCAGAAGUGCUGUUGGUUUGGGUGUUGUGUGCCUGUCAAGAUUCCCUCCGGUUUUGUGGCUAGGAAGCUCGCCCGCUUCCAGUUUCUAAGAGUCAGUUCAGUGGCAGGGCCACCAGGGACAGGUGAGGCUCUGGGGGAUGGUGUGACCCUGCCUGCCUGGGAGCACACUUUUCCCUUCCCUAGUUACCUGAGAUGGUUGCCAGACUGUGCCCUUGCUGUUGCUGGGCGGUGUCCUUUUGGAAAGGGAGCCGUCCCGAGCUUUAGUGCAGCUGCCAACCCUGUUAGCCUCGGCCUCUUGAGGCCUCUUCCAACUUCAAGGGUCACACACCCCCAAAGAUCCUCUCACCUAUGGUAAUUGCUGUGCAUGGUUCUGUCUGUCCGUGCACCCAUGCACACACCCCACCCCACCAUCCUACUCUGAAAUUGGCGAGUGAGAGCCAGCUGUGCGGGAUCAUCAUGCAGCCAUGGUUGUGCCUGCCCUUCGUGGUGGUCUUUCAGGUUAUCUUGGCAACAUGUACAUUGCUUUUUUUUUUUUUUUUUGCUUUUUUGCUUUUAUUGUACAGUCAGUACUAUAAAAUUUCUCUUUGAGUUUUAUACCUUUGUAGCAUUUUAGAUGACAUUGUGUUUGUACUUUGUUGUGUAGAGUGGAAGAAUUGUGUUGAAUAAACCCAAGAUUGGAAUGCAGAUCUA